AAUACACGUUUUCUUUCUACUUGUUGUCUUAUUGAUAUUCUUUUCUUUUGUUUACUCCGUCAAAGUUCCUCUACUCGUUUUUCUCUCCAACAGUUUUUCUCUACAACAGAACAGAGGCUGCCCCAACCAACCAGAACAAGAACAAGAAACAAGAAACAAACCAUGUGUUGCUGUGGCGAAGAUUGUGAAUGCAGGCCUUUAGGGUUUCUCUUAGGCCUUCCUUUUGCCUUUCUCUCACUACUCAUCUCUCUUGUUGGUGUUGUUGUGUGGAUUGUUGGGUUGGUGUUGAGUUGCAUAUGCCCAUGCUGCUUUUGCGUGACGUUGAUAGUUGAGUUCGCACUGGGACUGAUCAAGGCUCCCAUUCUUAUCAUGAAGUGGUUCACCUCCAAGAUUCCUUGUUAGGGUUUUUAUUUUUUCUUUUUAAAGAGUAUAUAUCUCAUUUUAUUUAGAUUCAUUUCUUGUUUUAAUUACCAUUGGAUUGCCUAUUCCUUUGGUAUUGGGAUGCGGAAUGGUUGACUUUUUUUUUUUUUUUUUUUUUUACAU
This is a messenger RNA of Jatropha curcas, 543 nucleotides long. RefSeq names its product signaling peptide TAXIMIN 1. The record is from RefSeq and is a predicted model, not a curated record. Lineage: Eukaryota; Viridiplantae; Streptophyta; Magnoliopsida; Malpighiales; Euphorbiaceae.